Molecule: messenger RNA, 1059 nt
Organism: Stylonychia lemnae
Lineage: Eukaryota; Ciliophora; Spirotrichea; Sporadotrichida; Oxytrichidae
Source: the annotation of a GenBank genome assembly
AUGAUGCGAGAUAAGAAUUUCAAAUAAGAAUUGCAAGAAGUAGCACUAAAUAAAGUGAAAUAGAUCAAGGAAACCCCGAUGCCCAAAUACUAUAACUUAAAGUCUAUGCUAAUGAUUGCAUUUGGAGGAGUCGGGUUAUCACUAAUGCUGAAGUAUUAAUCGCAAUUUCAUGACUAUCUGCCUAAGAGACUUCAUAUCAAUUAGCCUUAUCCUGAAGACCAAUUUAAAGUGAACAUGGGGAAAUAAUCACUUUAUUUCUACAGUUAAAGUCUAUACUUUUAGGCUUUGAGUGGGUGGAGUAUUAUAUUUCUAAAGAGAUCAAGAAUGGUAUCACCGUUGACCUAUUUGAUGGCCUCGGUAGGAUUCUUAGUAGGAACGUACUUAAUUGAUUACUAUAAGCAUCCAAAUUUGAAGCACAGUCUCUGGUUUUUAUUCAAUAUCAGCACAGGUGCUAUAUUAGGAUCAUACUUCUACUAGCAAAAUUUUUAUGUCUUAAUUGAUGCUCUGUAUUUGAUCGGAAACUGCAUGACGUUUUAUGCAGCAUCAAACUAUUAUAAUGAAGGUGAAAAUAAAGGUAUGUUAGCAAAUGCUUUAGGGUCAGCAGUAUUUGGAACAUUUUACGGCCUCGGAGUUUUGAGAUUGUUUAGAUGGGGAUUUAAGUUAGAUGAUCCGAAGUUAUUUAUGAUAGUUGGUAGUUGCCUAGGAAUUUUGAUGUCUUGGUCAAUUCACAGAUCAAUAUGUGUUUAAGAUGAGUAUAAUUAGAAUGAUUACAAUCCAAUUAAUGCAGCUUUAUCUUUUGUUUGGAAGUAAAUUCCCUAGGUGAGUGUUUUUGUAGAUGCUUUUUAUCAUAAUAGAAAUUAAGAUAGCUAUAACAAAAAUAAAGAGAACAAUCAAAAAUCCUGGAAUCAACUCAACACUCUCAAAGUACAGGUUAAUUAAGAUGCUAUUGAUUAAUUGUCUAAAGUUAUUGAUAAUCAAAAGGCGAUUCUUUUGAAACUACUUAAAAAUGAUAAGAUUGCUGAGGGAUGUUCAAAUUAAGAGAUAAAUAAUAUGAAAUGA